Molecule: messenger RNA, 2314 nt
Organism: Schizophyllum commune H4-8
Lineage: Eukaryota; Fungi; Basidiomycota; Agaricomycetes; Agaricales; Schizophyllaceae
Exons: 8
Coding region: 86-1978 (630 amino acids)
Biological process (GO): entrainment of circadian clock by photoperiod; circadian regulation of gene expression
Cellular component (GO): nucleus; cytoplasm
Molecular function (GO): DNA binding; FAD binding
Source: RefSeq, a predicted model, not a curated record
GUUUCUCUCUUUCUCCUCUUUCCCCCAUCUUCACAGACGUUCAACACUACUCGCGUUUCCCCUAUUUCCAAACAGAAAUUUCACGAUGAUGAGAGGCGCGAAAAGACAGAGGCCUUCAACAGCAACCCGUGAGUCGCCGAACAAGCGGAAGCCGACACCGACGCCGUCUGGCAAAUUCGACCCCAUCAAGGUCGCGACGCGCGAGAACGCGGCGGCAGUUGACGCGAACCUGCCCCUCGAGCAGCUCUUAGAUGCAGUCGGGAGUCGCUCGCAGGACGCUGUGGAGGAAGGAGAAUGCGUGGUGUAUUGGAUGCGUAUGCAGGACAUGAGGAUUGAAGACAACCGCGCGCUGGCGCUCGCCUCUGCGGAGGCACAGAAGACGAAGAAGCCACUCGUUGCUAUAUAUGUUAUAAGUCCCCAGGACUAUGCUGCCCACGACAGGGGAGCGCGAAGGAUCGACUUCAUGCUACGCAACUUGCGCAUUAUCAAGAUCAAACUGGACGAGAUGCAUAUUCCACUUCACGUCGUCACCCAUGCCCCUCGGAGCACAUUGCCCAGACGCAUCAUCUCCCUGCUCUCGCUCGUCGGCGCGCACAAGCUAUACGCAAACAUAGAGUACGAAGUGGACGAGCUACGACGCGACAUUCAGGUCUGCGAAAUAGCCAAGAAGGAUGGAAUGAAGGCGACCUUCGUCCAUGACAAAUGUAUCGUUGAACCAGGUGUAGCGGUCAAGAAGGAUGGGAGCUACUACGCAGUCUACAGCCCCUUCCAACGUCUCUGGCUCGCGACGCUGAACGACUCCCAAGGACGUUUCCUGGACCCUUCCCCAGAGCCGGCCGCGAACAGCAAAAGCGUCCGCAAGCAUGAGAAGCUUGGCGAUCUUUUCGAAGGCAACGUACCCGAGACUGUUGAGGGCUUCGAGCUUGCUGAAGAUGACCGCAAGAAGAUGGCGGAAUAUUGGCCGGCGGGUGAAGAGGCGGCCCUACUCGUGCUGGACCGCUUCCUGUCCACCAAGAGCCGCCCGGAGCAGGCGGGUGGUGUCAAUCCACUUAGCCAGGGCGCCGAAGAAUCGGACAAGUACAGUCGCAUCCAUGUAUACGGGGACGAGCGAGACAGAGUCAACGCGGAUACGACCAGUCGCAUCAGCCCUUACCUCGCGUCUGGUGUCAUUUCCGCACGCCGCUGCGUGCGCUCUACCAUGAAGCUCACCGGCUCUUCUAAGGUUGAUGGUGGACGCAACACCGGCAUCGGCCGCUGGGUUCAGGAGCUCGCCUGGCGCGACUUCUACGUCUCGGUCCUCGUGGGCUUCCCGCGCGUCUCCAUGGGCCGGCCUUUCAUCGAGAAGUACGCCGACAUUGUGUGGGAGGGGUACCAGGAGCCCGCGGGGAAGAAGGCGAGCGAGCUGGAGGGAAAGAAGGGGCGCUCGAUCAAUAAUGGGGCGGAGCACUCGACGAGCAAGGGCGAGGGGCAUAGCGCGACGGAGAUUGAGGAAAGCGGAGACAUUUCAGAGGUGCGGGCGUGGAAGGAGGGGAGGACGGGGUAUCCGAUUGUGGAUGCGGGGAUGAGGUGCAUUAAGGAGACGGGGUGGUUGCAUAAUCGGCUGAGGAUGACAACGGCGAUGUUUCUGGUGAAGGAUCUGAUGGUGGAUUGGCGGGUGGGCGAGCGGUACUACAUGCAGAACCUCAUUGACGGUGACCUCGCGUCCAAUAACGGCGGCUGGCAGUGGUCCGCCAGCACCGGGGUCGACCCAGCGCCGUACUUCCGUAUCUUCAACCCAUAUCUGCAGAGUGAGAAGGCCGAUCCCGAAGGCGACUUUAUACGCAUGUUCUUACCGGAGCUGAAGUCGUUGAAGGGCAAGGAGAUUCACAACCCUCCGGCGAAUGUGGCGAAGCGGCUUGGGUACCCGCUUCCUAUCGUUAAGCACAGCGAGGCGAAGGAUAGGGCGAUCAGGAGGUUCAAGGCGCCAGGCGAGAAGUAGGCAUUUGAGACGGUAUUUCUAGCGACAGUGUGCGACUGGGAGACGAGUGGACGUUGUACAAGAUAUAAAUGAAUAACGGAUGUCAUGCUUACUUUGUGGACGCCACGAAGGCAUCGCACAAGUGCUUGUGGACCUUCCAAUCUCCCGUCUGGCAUUUUCUCGAACAGUAGUAAGUCUUCUUGCACCUACUGCACAGAAACGCCUUCCCUCCAGACCCACAGACCGCACAGCAGGUCUCCUUCACCUUGACAGUGCCGUUCCGCUCCAUCUCGUCCAUCAUCUUCUUCAACAUCACACCGACAUCCUCCAGGUAAGGUACAGGGUAUACGAGGCCUA